This is a messenger RNA of Volvox carteri f. nagariensis, 1212 nucleotides long. RefSeq lists its product as uncharacterized. The record is from RefSeq and is a predicted model, not a curated record. Lineage: Eukaryota; Viridiplantae; Chlorophyta; Chlorophyceae; Chlamydomonadales; Volvocaceae. The transcript has a single exon. The coding region runs from base 58 to 534 and encodes 158 amino acids. Gene Ontology annotation, cellular component: extracellular region.
UACCUAUUAGACGAGACCCCGGCCUAUAGGCGACUAAAAAGUUUACAGGGGCCCACCAUGGCGCGCCACUUCCAGGGCGCAGUCGACAGGCACAACUAUUACAGGGCACUCCACGGAGCACCAAGGCUGAUGUGGUCUCCAGAGCUGGCCUACGACGCCGCUGCGUACGCUGUGGUCGCCGCUAAAAAUUACCAUGCUGGGAGGGGCCUCCAGCACGCCCGCAACCUGCAGCUGCUAGACCAGGGCGAGAACUUGGCAGCGGGGCACGCCUCGGCUGAGGAGGCCGUGGACAGCUUCUACAGCGAGGUUGAGCUCUACAACUACUACAAACCGGGUUUCAGCACCAUAACCGGGCAUUUCACACAGGUCGUGUGGCAGGGCAGCACCCAAAUCGGCAUCGCCGAGGUUGAUCGUGUGUAUGUCUUCAGGUACCGGCCGGCCGGCAAUGUAUGUGGCACCUUUCAGGACAACGUGCUGCCUCCUGACUUCCGUGCCCCCAGCCCUAUGGCAGUCCGGAGACGUCAGGCUUACUAGCUACGGGGCAGUUGUCUGGACAGGUUACUCGCCAGCUAGAAGCUUGGUAAAUGUGCAACCUUGAAAGUGUCAUAAUUGGGCACAGAUAUGCGCGCUGAGUGUGUCAAAUGUUGUGAUGAGGUUAGUUAAAAUGUUUGCCAUCCAAUAUGAGUGUAGGGAGGCAUUAUUUGUCCUGAUGAUUUGCUCUCUACCUACGGCCAUUUGGCAGUCCGGAGACGUGUAGCGCCUAGGCUCAGCAGCUACGGGACAGUUGUCUGGACGAGGUUACUUUUGACGUGCAGUCCCGAAAGCACAUUGGUAAGCAUGAAUAUAGCCGGUGAAUUUAUCAUAAGUGAAAUUUAGGUUACUUAGGGUGUUUGCCACUUGUUUUGGUGCUCCGAUGUAAGAUGACCAUUGGUAGUUAUGGUCAUGGCCCAUAGGAGCGCCAGUUGUUCCAACACUAAGUAGAAUAUGUUUCAUGAACAAAUAAGAACAUAGGCAAGGUUACCCGAGGCCGACGUUGAUCGACCUGGUCGACCAGGUCCGCCAAUGUAGUGGGUCCAUGCCACAAUAUCCGAAAUUCGGCUGAAAUCAUGUCAACCUUGUAAGGCCUAGGUUUACUAAACAAAAUUACGGCCGAGGAGGUUUCCAUGCUAUGGGCUGACAUAACCGCUCAUGUAAGGCUUUGGCUAUUAUGGC